GUAUUUGAAAUGUGACGGCCUUGCUUGCAUGCAGUUCAAUAUCUGGUCUAUCAAGUCUAGGUCUCUUAAUCUCUGGCCUUGGAAUUUUGAAACAUGGGCAAACGUCUUUUGGUCGGGGGUUCAGUGGCCAUAGUGAUUGGUCUAUGCCUCGUGGUUUUAGGGGCUUGUCUCAAUUGGGUCAUUUUUCCAGCCGUGGUGGAAUAUGAAGUGUACAAGAAUCUGGAUCUCCGAGAAGGAACCGAGGGCUGGAAAGCUUGGGUGGAGCCCCCCGUUCCUGUCUACAUGUGCUUUAAUUUCUUCAACGUGACAGAUCCAGUGGGGGUGGCUGCAGGAGGCAAUGUUUCCGUCACAGAAAUUGGCCCAUAUUGCUUCAGGGAGGAGCGCCUCAAACGGGAUAUUUUGGAACUGGAUGCUGAGCAUCUUCAGUACAGCCUUUUGUUGUCUUAUCAUUACGAUCAAGCAGAAACCGAGCGACAAGGUUGCAACAAUGGAUCUGGAGGGACAUGUUCUCCCAAGGACAAAGUGACAAUUCUGAACGUGGUUUUGGCUGCCAUUGGACAAUUGCUUCAGGAUGCAGCCAAUAACUCGCUAAUACACGAUUUGAUAGACGAUCUCCUCAAGACUGUGAAUGAUGGUGUCGAAGGCAAGUUGACGGAUUGCGGGAAAUAUGAUUGCCAAGAACUGGAAGACGAUUUAUUCACCACUGCUUCGAUUAUUGAUUUAACUUUCAAAGGGGUGCCGUCAGGAGCCUUAAAAGCUCUAGACCACGCUAUACACAUUCAUGGCGCAGAUGGUAUUUGGGGUAUUUUGGGCCUGGAUAAGUUGAAGCUUCCUGGAGAGUUCUACUUCUUCAUGGGUAAAAAUGGAACCAAGACCAACUCCUACUACACGAUCAACAACGGUCGUUACACUCGCAAUAGGUUCUUGGCGAUCGAGAAAUUCAAUGGGGAAACCACCUUGAAAAACGAGUGGUGGCCUAAGGUGGGCCCCAAUCCCAGUGCCACGGCCGCGGGCAUGGGCGGGAUCUGCCAUGACAUUCUAGGCACAGAUGGAACACAAUAUCCCCCUUAUUUGGACAAGAAAGUACGCCGAUGGAUCUUUGUGGGCGAGAUGUGUCGGUCCAUUUGGUUGGACUACGUUCAAGACAACCAAUUCUUGGGCAUUGACGCCUACGAAUACCGAGCUAGUGAGGACGUAUUUGACAUGGAUAACCCAAACAACUUUUGCUAUUGCCCUAAUUUCUUGGAGUGUAUGAGCAUCAACGAUGACGACACUUACGACAGAAGCAAUUGCUCGGACACUUGCAAGGACGGAAUGAUCCGGGUAGGGGAGUGCUAUGGAGGCGUGCCAGUGGUUAUGACUGCACCCCACUUCUUCCGAGGAGACCAGUCUAUGAUUGAUGAUGUGGAGGGCAUGAAUCCUGAACUCGAACUGCACGACACGGUCCUCCUAAUCGAACCCAUGUCUGGGGCCCCUCUCAUGGCCCAUAAGAGGAUUCAGAUAAACCUGGACUUGAAGAGCGUGGCCGCCAUUAACAAGUUGAAGGAUGUGAAGGACAUUCUGUUUCCCGUGUUUUGGGCGGACGAAAACGCCAGGCUCACCCAGGAAUACGCGGACAUGUACCAAAAUACGUUUGUUUUCGCGCAGAAUCUUACACUUGGUAUUUCGAUUGCCAUUGGAUUUGUUGUGGGAGGAGUGCUAUUUAUUGCUGGAAUAUGGAUGUGUUGGAAAGGCUGAAUAGUCUAAAUAUACAAGCAUGCAUGCCACAA
Messenger RNA from Tigriopus californicus, 1769 nucleotides. Its product is annotated as lysosome membrane protein 2-like. The record is from RefSeq and is a predicted model, not a curated record. Lineage: Eukaryota; Metazoa; Arthropoda; Copepoda; Harpacticoida; Harpacticidae. Bases 94 to 1737 code for a protein of 547 amino acids. Gene Ontology annotation, molecular function: scavenger receptor activity. The transcript is spliced from 3 exons. Gene Ontology annotation, cellular component: membrane; cytoplasm.